AAAAACCCCCUCCCUGUAAUUGUAUGGCUUUUAAAAUUGAUGAAGAUUGAGAAGUGGAUCCUCAAUUAUUUUCCUUGUCCGUUUCUUGCAAAGAAUCCUCCAGCUAUCAUCCUUUCUCCAAUGCUUGGGUGGUCUUCUCAACAACUCUGUUUUUUUUAUUUUUUUUACCGUGGUGGACAAGCCAACAAUUGAAAAAUGACAAAACCCAUCAUCGUCAACCUCCUCUCCCCUUCCAGUUGUAUUUUUUUUAAGCUCACUAGCUCCAAAUCUCUUUCUUUUUUCCUAUCCCUACAUUCUUGGUAUUUUUAAAUUCCCGCAUUUUCUGGGUCAUUACACUGUAGAAUUCAAGAAGUCCCAAGUUCCACACGAAACAAUCCUAUCCAGUUUCUGCGUCUCUCUCAAAUCUCUACUCUCUCUGGGAAUGGCUCAGAUCUCUUUCUAUUCUCAUAGUGUUCGUUCUCUAUUUCGUUAAGUACUUACACUUCUGUUGCAGAGGUGCAGGGUAGCCCCAAGUUGAGCUUGAAGUGCUGGUUCUUGAGUGCAGUUUCUUGCUUUGUUUUGUACACAUUUGAUGCCUUUGCUUGUAGAAGCCAUGGCAGCUGUUAUAAAUUUCCCGGUUUCGCCUUUCUUAGCUUUUAAUUUGGGCUGUAAGCGUCGGUGUCAAGUUCAGGUUCGAUGUUUGGGUGGUGACAAUUCGAGAGUGUUGUAUUCGGAUUCAGUAGCAGUUGAUGGCGGCCUUACUGUUGGAGAGAAGGAGAGGAUUGAGUCUCCCGUUGAAGCUGGGAAUGGGUUGCCGGGUUACAAAUUUGAGGAGAAGAAAAAUGAGAAGGAUGUAGCUAAAGAACAACUAGAAGUGCUGUGGGAUGAUGGUUAUAGGACCAUGAGUGUGAAAAAUUACCUUGAUAUUGCACAGGACAUAAUUAGGCCGGACGGUGGACCGCCCCGGUGGUUUUGCCCAGUUGACUGCGGCCACCCUUUGAAAGGUUCUCCCAUCCUUCUCUUUUUGCCCGGAAUGGAUGGUGUUGGUUUGGGCCUCAUCUUGCAUCAUAAAGCUCUUGGGAAGGCUUUUGAAGUUAGAUGUAUGCAUAUUCCUGUUUAUGAUCGAACACCAUUUGAAGGUCUUGUGAAAUUUGUAGAAGAAACUGUGAGGAUAGAGCAUGCUUCAAACCCAAAUAAGCCAGUUUAUUUGGUAGGGGAUUCUUUUGGUGGAUGCUUGGCACUUGCUGUUGCUGCUCGUAAUCCUACAUUUGAUCUGGUUCUGAUUUUAGUCAAUCCAGCAACGUCAUUUGGCAGGUCACAGCUGCAACCUCUGCUGCCUGUCUUAGAGGCUUUGCCGGAUGGGCUUCAUUUCACUGUUCCUUAUCUCCUUAGCUUUAUCAUGGGUGAUCCACUGAAGUUGGCAAUGGUCAAUAUUGAAACUAGGUUUCCUCCUGCACUAGUACUAGAGCAAUUGUCUGGCAACCUCACAGCUUUGCUACCACGCCUUUCUGGCUUGGCUAAUAUUAUACCGAAGGAGACUCUUCUUUGGAAGCUAAAGCUCCUAAAAUCAGCUGCUGCUUAUGCUAAUUCACGUCUCCAUGCUGUUAAAGCUGAAGUACUUGUUCUGGCUAGUGGCAGUGAUAACAUGCUACCUAGCAAAGAUGAAGCUGAACGCCUUUCACGUUCAUUACAGAAUUGCAUAGUUCGUCUCUUUAAGGACAAUGGGCAUACCCUUCUAUUGGAAGAUGGCUAUAGUCUGCUGACCAUCAUUAAAUGUACUUCCAAAUACCGUUGUUCAAGGAAGCAUGAUUUCAUCACGGAUUUUCUGCCUCCAAGUAUGUCUGAAUUCAAACAGGAAUUGAACCAGAGAUUUGGGUUAUUUCGUGUUGCUACUAGUCCCAUACUGUUCUCAACACUACCAGAUGGGAAGAUAGUUAAAGGUCUUGCCGGAAUCCCAAAUGAAGGUCCCGUCUUAUUAGUUGGUUACCACAUGUUGUUGGGAUGUGAACUAGGUCCACUUGUUGAAGCAUUCUUGAAAGAGAAGAAUAUUAUGAUUCGCGGUGUAGCGCACCCAGAGAUGUUUUCAAAGAAGCAUGAAGGUCCAUCAAAUGAAUUUGGACCUUUUGAUUUGGUGAAACUGUUUGGUGGCCUUCCUGUCACACCAAGAAACCUUUUCAAAUUGUUUUCAACAAAAUCACAUAUACUCCUUUAUCCAGGAGGUGCACGUGAGGCUCUUCAUCGCAAGGGCGAAAAGUACAAGUUAUUGUGGCCCAACCAGCCUGAAUUUGUUAGAAUGGCUGCAAGAUUUGGUGCCACCAUUGUACCGUUUGGGACUGUUGGAGAAGACGACAUAGCAGAACUGAUUCUUGAUUACAAUGACUUGAUGAAGAUCCCUGUGGUAAGGGAUUAUAUAAGACAAAGUAACCACGAUGCCAUAAGAUUGAGGAAUGAAGAAAAUUUAUUCAUUCCGGGGCUUUUGCCAAAGAUACCUGGUCGGUUUUACUAUCUGUUUGGGAAGCCAAUAGAAACAAAUGGUAGGGAAAAGAUGCUGAAUGAGAAGCAACAUGCAAAUGAGUUGUACUUGCGGAUAAAAUAUGAAGUUGAACGCAUUUUGAUCUACUUGAUAAGUAAGCGAGAAGAGGACCCUUACAGGAGUAUUAUUGAAAGAACUUUAUACCAGUCAAUUCUUGGUCCUGUAGAUCAAGUUCCAACAUUUGAUCCCUGAUCUAUGGGGUUUGAUAGCUAAAUGGGCUCAUGAACGGAGACAGCAGAAAAAGAAAACAAGAUACCAAAUUUUGAAGUGACCAACAAUAUUAACGGAGGAGUUGUUGCUUAUUGGUUGAUGUCACUAUGCCUUUUGAUGCGGCAGUUGAUUCUUGAUUUAGAUCCCUGUGGUAAAUGAUUAUAUAAGACAAAGUAACCGCGAUGUCAUAAGAUUGAGGAAUGAAGAAGAUUUAUUCAUUCCAGAGCCUUUGCCAAAGACACCUGAUUGGUUUUACUAUCUGUUUGGGAAGCCAAUAGAAGCAAGUGGCAGGGAAAAGAUGCUGAAUGAGAAGCAACAUGCAAAUGAGUUGUACUUGCGGAUAAAAUAUGAAGUUGAACGCAUUAUGAUCUACUUGAUAAAUAAGCGAGAAGAGGACCCUUGCAGGAGUAUUAUUGAAAAAACUUUAUACCAGUCAAUUCUUGGUCCUGUAGAUCAAGUUCCAACCUUUGAUCCCUGAUCUAUGGGGUUUGAUAGGUAAAAUGUCUGCAUCUUGUAUAAUAUAAUUUUUUGAAUAUUGAAAGAAGUAUGCUAAAUAUAUUAAAUUUUAUUUGGGAAAA
Molecule: messenger RNA, 3300 nt
Organism: Malania oleifera
Lineage: Eukaryota; Viridiplantae; Streptophyta; Magnoliopsida; Santalales; Ximeniaceae
Product: phytyl ester synthase 1, chloroplastic
Exons: 16
Coding region: 572-2704 (710 amino acids)
Cellular component (GO): membrane
Source: RefSeq, a predicted model, not a curated record